UGUGGCAGCACUGCCGGAAGAUAUGACAGCAAGCUUUGAUUCUAGUGGGGCAUCAUUCCAAUUGGUGAUAUGUGUGCUUACUCUUGGACUGCUUGCUGUUUUUGUACUUCUUUGGAGAGGCUUCCGAUCAAUUCAAAGCCGAUUUUAUGUUGUAAGAGAGAAAAGACUCGCUCUUGAACUUUCUGUGCUAAUGGAAGAGAAAUGUAAACUACUUGAAAAAGUGAGCCUUGCUCAAAAGGAGACAAUGUAUAAAAAUCUAGAAAGAGAUAAAUCUCAACUUGAAGAUGAAAUACUACUUUUAGAGAAGAAACUAGAAGAAGAGAGAGCUAAGCAUUAUGAACAAGAUGAAUUGAUGACAGACAUUUUAAAAACGAUACAAUCUCUAGAAAGUGCAUCCGAGUAUGUCAAGAUACAACUCGCUGAAGCAAAAACUAACAUCAGUAUAUUUCAAAUGAAUGAAAAACACCUUAAGGAAGUAAUACAAGAUACCCUGAAUGAAAAUUAUCAACUUGAGGAAAGCCUGAAGGAGCUUUUAGAGGAAUUUGAAAAAACGAAAGAACAAACUGACGAACUGAAUAAUCAGAAAGCAAUAUGUGGAAGAUCCAAAGUACAGGCAGAGCAAGUCCUAAAUGAAAAAGAAAAUGAGAUCAAGUCUCUGAUGGAGAGCCUGAUGAAGACCAAAGUUUGGACUUGCUUGUUUGGAGACUAUAUAACAGAUGAUGAUGGGCCAGUAUCCUCAAAAUUGGAACUGAGAAAGAAUGAAACCCAAGGUGACCCAGUGAACUCAACUCUGCCCAACUCUGUUCCUGCUGAAUCAGAGGGAGCUGGCCCUGGCUCCAUCCCUUCACCGGUUCCCCAGGAUAGAGACCCCAGAGGCCCUCCCAUUGCAGAAGAUCCAAGAAGUCCCGUUAUGAGUAGGCCACCCCUAUCCCCACCGCCUACUCUGGGAAACAUCCAUGCUGGUCCUCCAGAUUCUGUUACAUCAAGGGACUUUGCUGGCCCACCUUUCCCGCCGUACCCAGAUGAGCCAAAAUCCUCAGAAAUGGUGUCCAUGAAGAAUUACUCCAAAAGCAAGCCUGGAAAGUCAACUGUGCCCAUCUCUCCUCCUGCUACAUUUGAAGCAGCUGGCCCUGGCUUCAUCCCUCCACCGUUCCCCCAAGAUAGAGUCCCCACAGGUCCUCCCUUUGCAGGGGAUUCAAGAAGCCCCGUUAAGAGUAGGCCACCCCCAUUCCCACCACCUCCUCCAGGAAACAUCCAUCCAGUUCCUCCAGGAUAUUUUACACCAAGGGACUUCAAUGGCCCACCCUUCCCGCCUCCACCAAGGGACUUCCCUGGCCUACACCUCCCACCAUACCCAGAUGAGCCAGAAUCCUCAGAAAUGACUUCCACAAAGACUGACUCCAAAAGUGACACUGGAAACUCAACUAUGCCCAACCCUCUUCCUGCCGAAUUUGAGGCAGCUGGCCCUGGAUUCAUCUCUUCACCGGUUCCCCAGGAUAGAGGCCCCAGAAGCCUUCCCUUUGCAGGGCAUCCAAGAAGUCCCAUUAUGAGAAGGCCACCCCCAUUCCCAGCACCUCCUCCAGGAAACAUGCAUGCAGAUCCGCCAGGUUAUUUAACACCAAGGCACUUCAAUGGCCCAUAUUUACUGCCUGCAUGUCCUCCAGAUCGUUUUCAUCCAAGGGACUUUCCUGGCCCACCUUUCCUGCCAUACCCAGUUGAGCCAGAAUCCUUAGAAAUGACAACCAUGAAGAAUGACAGAAAAAGUGACCCUGAAAAGUCAACUCUGCCCAACACUCCUCCUCCUGAAUUUGAGGCAGCUGGCAAUGGCUUCAUCUCUCCACCGUUUCCCCAGGAUAGAGGCCCCAGAGGCCCUCUCUUUGCAGGGGAUGCAAGAAGCCCUGUUAUGAGUAGGCCACCCCCAUUUCCUCCACCUCCUCCAGGAAACAUGCAUGCAGGGCCUCCAGGUUAUUUUACAUCAAGGGAUUUCGCUGGCCCACCCUUCCCACCUGCAGGUCCUCCAGAUUAUUUUUCUCAGAGGGACUUCGCUGGGCCACCCUUCCUGCCAUACCCAGGCCAACCAUAUUCUGAUGCUGCUCUAAAAAGGCAAUCUAGACAUCAUUCUAAGUCUGGUAGACUCCGUGGACAAGAACAACCCAGAAAGUAUAUGCCUCCUUUGCUUGAAGUGGAUGAGCCAGAAUCCUCAGAAAUGACAACCAUGAAGAAUAACAGAAAAAGUGACCCUGAAAAGUCAACUCUGCCCAACACUCCUCCUCCUGAAUUUGAGGCAGCUGGCAAUGGCUUCAUCUCUCCACCGUUUCCCCAGGAUAGAGGCCCCAGAGGCCCUCUCUUUGCAGGGGAUGCAAGAAGCCCUGUUAUGAGUAGGCCACCCCCAUUUCCUCCACCUCCUCCAGGAAACAUGCAUGCAGGGCCUCCAGGUUAUUUUACAUCAAGGGAUUUCGCUGGCCCACCCUUCCCACCUGCAGGUCCUCCAGAUUAUUUUUCUCAGAGGGACUUCGCUGGGCCACCUUUCCUGCCAUACCCAGGCCAACCAUAUUCUGAUGCUGCUCUAAAAAGGCAAUCUAGACAUCAUUCUAAGUCUGGUAGACUCCGUGGACGAGAACAACCCAGAAAGUAUAUGCCUCCUUUACUUGAAGUGGAUGAGCCAUUAUCCCCAGAAAUGACUUCCACGAAGAAUAACAGAAAAAGUGACCCUGGAAAGUCAACUGUGCCCAACACUCCUCCUCCUGAAUUUGAGGCAGCUGGCAAUGGCUUCAUCUCUCCACCGUUUCCCCAGGAUAGAGGCCCCAGAGGCCCUCUCUUUGCAGGGGAUGCAAGAAGCCCUGUUAUGAGUAGGCCACCCCCAUUUCCUCCACCUCCUCCAGGAAACAUGCAUGCAGGGCCUCCAGGUUAUUUUACAUCAAGGGACUUCGAUGGCCCACCCUUCCCACCUGCAGGCCCUCCAGAUUAUUUUCUUCAGAGGGACUUCGCUGGCCCACCCUUCCCACCUGCUCGUCCUCCAGAUUAUUUUUCUCAGAGGGACUUCGCUGGGCCACCUUUCCUGCCAUACCCAGGGAGAAAUGUGUUCGAAUCAAGGGGCUUUCCACCUUUCUUUCCCCCAAGAGCUGGGUUUGUUCCCCCACCCCCACAUGCUGAAAGUAGAAAUGAGCUGCCUCCACAAUUGAUUCUGCCUUCCAAACAACCUGUACCUGCAUGUCUGGAAACACAGGAGACCUGACAGUUUCCUCGGGGGGUCAUUUCUUCUCAUUUUCUCUUUAAGUAAUUGCUAUUACUUAUGUGAUUAUA
Molecule: messenger RNA, 3303 nt
Organism: Cricetulus griseus (Chinese hamster)
Lineage: Eukaryota; Metazoa; Chordata; Mammalia; Rodentia; Cricetidae
Source: RefSeq, a predicted model, not a curated record